AUGCAGGUGAUCCAGGACCCCGAACUCCAGCACAGAAUGGCACACAUGUUGAAGAUGGAGGGCGGCGCCAUCCCGGCCAGCUCCUUCACCGUGUCCUCCUCCUCCUCGUUCAGCACCUCCUCCUCCUUCUCCUCUUCCUCCUCCUCCGGCUUCUCCUCCUCCGCCUCGGGCUCGUCCAGUUCCGGGGCCGCGAGCUCCAGCUCGUCCGCCAUGGGGCUCGGCUCCAUGAGUCUGGAGCAGACGAUGAAGAUGCAGAGCGCAGCGCAGCAACUCCUGGGCAAGAUGAAGGCGAGCGACAACUAUGCCAGCCUGGAGUUCGUGGGGUGGUGCCAGGAGCUGUCCACCUCCCUCAAGCAGUGCGGCACGCUGGGUGGACGAGUCCAGCUGGCCGACUCACUCACCGCACAGGGCUGGGCGGGGGUUCUGGUGAAGGUCCUCUCGGGCCUGGACGCCGAGGGGCUGGAGUUCGUGGGGGGCUCCGCGCUGCGCCUCGUGCUGCACGCCUCGCAGCUGAGCGCCGACUUCCGCACGGCGCUGGGCCGCGCCGGCGGCGUGCAGAUCCUGCUGGGCAACCUCGCCGCAGUGAAGGACUCCGCCGAUGACGAGACGGCAUUCGCUCAGCUGCUGAUCUCGCGGCUGGCGAUCAGCUCGCUGUGGCACGUGGCCACCGAGCGGCAGAACCGCGCGUUGCUGCGCACUGAGGCGGCGCGCGCGUCGCUGGGCGCGCUGCUCGCCCUCAAGAACGCGCAGGUGCGCGUCGGGGCCACGCUCACUGCCUGCCUGGCGCUCGGCGAGAGCACGGCCGAGGAGCACGCCGUCAAGUCGGGGCACCUGUCCUCCACGGUGAGCUGGCUGCGUGCGGCGCUCAACACUGUCCUGCUGGAGCACGAGGGGCACAGCCUCCUGGAGAUCCUCACCACCCUCGCUCACCUCGCCCGCCUUAGCGCCUGCGCCACGCCGCUGUUGGAGGCGGGCGCGGUGCCGCUGGCGGUGCAGGUUCUGCGCCGUGGGCGUGAGGAGGAGCGGCGCGCAGCCACCACCAUCGUGUGGCAGCUCGCCUUCCACCCCGGCCUACGCAACGCCAUGCGCCAUGAUGAGGAGCUGGCGAGGGAGUUGUCCGUGCUGCUGAGGGGAGGUUCGCCCUGGCUGGCGGGGGCCGCGCGCGGCAUUGGUCUCCUCCUCCUCACUGAGAAGUCUCCACGAUACGUGCUGUCUCGCGAGGGCACCCAGCCUGGUGGAGCUGGCCCUGGUGCAUUAUGGGUAGCGGAGUCAGGUCAGGAGGUGCGGCUUGGCAAAGCGUGGACCGAGUGGGAGACGUUCCCACACAUGUUCCCCGUGUACGCGGCUCGCGAGGGAGGGGUGGUGAUCAGCCACGACGGCGUUCACGUUGCCACGGCGACCGCCCUGCGCGACAAGCUGCAGGCGCGCGGCGUGCGAGUGUGGAUGAACACGGAGCCCCUGAGUCCACACUCCCUGGACCAGACGCUCGCAGCCAUUGAGGCGGCCGGCGUCGUCUUCGUGACGGCCACCAACGCCUACCAGGACAACCCACGGUGCCGUACUGAGUACUCGUUCGCGCGGAUGUUCGGCAAGGCGGUGGUGCCGCUGCAGGUGGAGCUGGGCAGCUCCGUGGACGGCUGGCUCUCUGCGCUGCGCGACUGGAAGCUGCUCGACGGAGCGCCCACGCCCAGCCUGGUCGACGGAGAGGGGCACCUCAUGGCCGCCCCGACCACUGGCACCGGCUUUGUCAUCAACUCCCCGGCCAACAUCCAAGCCUCCCUCGCAGCCAUCGAGCACGCCGUGGACAGAUACCGCACCGUCUACGUGCAGAACUCCCGCGCCGCCUCCGACUGGGCCCCCUUCAACCCCGUGGGGGUCCCGUAUGGUGCCCUGGCUCAGGGUCCCUGGGGCCCCGCGCCCAGCCUAGCUGAGCUGGGGGUCAGCGGUCCCUAUAACAUGGGCCCCUACUCUGGGGAACCCCACGCCGGGGGGCCCUACGCCGGGGGGCCCUACGCCGGGGGGCCCGUGGCCUACGCCGGGGAACGCAUGUGGAGCCGCAAGUGUGACUGCCGCUGGGUUCCCCUGGAGGGAGGAGCCUCCUCCUGGUUGAAUGCUUAAAGCUGAAAGAGCUGCUCACACGGACUCCAGCAACUCACACACCCGCUGCUGCUGCCGCACACCCAGAGAACCCUGACACACCUGGAGACUGUGUCGCACGCCCAGUGAACACCUAUUGCUCCACAUCCACCGCCAUCCCACACCACCACGAAAACCACCACCACCCACCACCACCAGUGAACAUCAAACAAAAGAUCCCCCGUAUAGCCUUAACAGACUGUUGGGGCAAUUGCUGUUUGCGAGCCCCUAUGAAGGCCGGAACAGCACACGAGCGGGUUGGUGGUCAGUACCACACCCCAGUGGCGAUGUUUACACACUGCACCAGGUACUCAAUUGGGGCUGAUUUGACCUAGGGGAGGCCCAGGACCGGUUCAAACAAUCUUCACUGGUGUUGGCCGUAAGGGUAAAUCGAACCGGUGUAGUCGGGUUUGUAGCAUAGCGCGUUAACCGCGACACGACCACUCCACACACCACCACUGAAACAACCUUCCCCACCAGCGGACAUCAACAACACCCCACAUCAACAUCACCCCACACCAACCCACACAAACCACCAGCGCACUCCGAUCACGCGCAGACAGCUCGCACACCAUGCGGUGUUCACCUCGCUCACCACGCGCAAACCACGCGCACUACCACGCGCACACCACGCGCACACCACGUGCACACAACCACCCCAUGCACACCGCGCCUUGGACCGCUGGGCAUCGCACACCGCGCUGGUCCCGUGUAGCUGCCUGCUUCUCUCUGCGGGGCUGAGGACGCACACCCCGGCUUUUGCUUGGUGCUGGGAACAGUAAAAGUGCU
Molecule: messenger RNA, 2925 nt
Organism: Lethenteron reissneri (Far Eastern brook lamprey)
Lineage: Eukaryota; Metazoa; Chordata; Hyperoartia; Petromyzontiformes; Petromyzontidae
Biological process (GO): signal transduction
Source: RefSeq, a predicted model, not a curated record